Molecule: messenger RNA, 2030 nt
Organism: Panonychus citri (citrus red mite)
Lineage: Eukaryota; Metazoa; Arthropoda; Arachnida; Trombidiformes; Tetranychidae
Product: beclin-1-like protein A
Exons: 4
Coding region: 327-1718 (463 amino acids)
Biological process (GO): developmental process; regulation of transcription by RNA polymerase II
Molecular function (GO): protein dimerization activity; RNA polymerase II transcription regulatory region sequence-specific DNA binding; DNA-binding transcription factor activity, RNA polymerase II-specific
Source: RefSeq, a predicted model, not a curated record
ACCAAAUAGACUUCAUCUAACCAAAUGAAGAUAAUUCCAUGAACAACAAACUUCAAGAUGAUUCUGAGUUUCGAUGAGCAAAAAAUCAACAUUAUAAUUCUUAGAUAAUAACAGUUGGAACUUUAAUCAUCACGAUUCCAGAUCUCUGAUUGAGAUUUUCCCCUGUUUCAGUUGAAUUAUUUUUUAAUUUAAUCUCAACUUUCUUCAUCCUCAUCAUCUUUUCGUCAUCAUCCUCAUCAUUUCCCUCCUUCUGAAACUGACUCCCUCCCAGUUUGCUGUCUCUGUUAUAUUCCUUCUGGCCAUAAGAAUUGAGAUUUUAUUAGUAAAUGUCAUCAGCAGGCAAAAUGUCUUCUUUAUCUUCAUCAUCCUCAUCAUCGUCUUCAUCUUCAUCUUCUCCUUGUUGUUCGAAUUCUUUUACCUCCAAUUCUUAUUCUUUUCCUAUUAAUAGUUUGUCAAAUUCAGUUAACCCGUCAUCGUCCCAACAAAUUCAAUCAUCAGUCCAUCAACAAUCACAAUCACAGCACCAGAAUCAACAUAAUCCACAACAAUCAAAUAUAAAUAACAACAACAAACUGGAAUUAAAUUAUACUCAUAAUAAUAACAUAAGUAAUAAUUGCGAUAAUAAUAAAAGUGAUAUUGAUAAUACAACUGAUAACAAUCAAGUUUUAUCAACAAUUACAAAUGUUACGACAAUCAUUGAACCAUCAGCAACGAUAGUUACAACAACGACAUCGAUACAAUCAAAUUUAAUCAACAACAAUCAGCAAGUUCAUUUCUCGGAUAAUUCAAGUAACUUAAGUACUCCAAGCCCAACAAAGGAUAUCACUGAUUUAGGAUCAAUAUCUUGUUCAAUUCUUCAUCAACAUCAACAACAAUUGCAACAAUUGAACUGUUCACCUGAUCAUCUUAAUCACCAACAACAGUUGAAAUCAUAUUCACUUGUUAAUCAUUCCAAUAAUCAACAAUUUACUAAUUAUAGUGAAAAUUUAAACACAAACGUUCAAUCAACUUACUUAGUUCCUCUUUAUAAUGAAUCGGAUAAUAACAACUCUACAAACAACGCCACUAAUUGUUAUGAAAAUGGCGACAUCGAAAUGAUCGGUCAAUGUUCAACUGACUAUUCACUGAACAUAAUACCUAAAGUCGAGCGUCGAGCUGCAAACGUCCGUGAACGAAGAAGGAUGAUCUCAAUUAACUCUGGAUUCGAAGAAUUAAGAAUUCACGUGCCAACAUUUCCUUUCGAAAAAAGAUUAUCUAAAAUUGAUACUCUUCGAUUAGCAAUCGCUUACAUUGCACUUCUAAGAGAGAUAUUAUCUUCAGAACAUGAUACUAUUACUUAUUUCGAAAAAUGUCUGGAUGGUCAAGUUCGAAAAGAAAACACCGAAGGCUGGAAAACAAGCGACUUAACUGCUCGAUUAAAUUGGAUUAAUUGGGAAAAUCUUGGUGUUAAUCCUAAUCUCCGUAAUUUCGCCAGUCUUUUAGCUCAAUUUUCAGCUAAUUCAUCACAGUUACAAGAAUUAGAACCUGAAAUAGCAGUUCCAGUCCAACCUUCAUCUAAUCCGAUUCCACACUUACCUCCUAAUAAUACUCACCUUCAUCACCAUCAUCCUCAUCCUCAUCCACACCCACACCAACAUCAACUUCAUCAUCAUCACCAUAAUCACCACCAUCACCUUCAUCAUCCUUAUUACUCAGCUAAAUAUGAAGGAGGAAUAUGAUUCUAAUCGUUUCUGCAAUUAACUAAUCACCUUUGCAAUCAAAACAAAGAAAAAAACUUAAAAUUAUCCAAAUGAUUGUAAUAUUUAUUAGCUUGUAGCAACUCAAAUUAAUUAUCAGUGUUUUUAUCAACCUGCUGAUCUCAGAAAACAUUAUUAUUGUUUAUUAUUGUUUCCUAGUCUAUUAUUAUUAUAAUUCAAUGAAAAAGUAACAAUAACAAUAACCUGUGGUCACUCAAAAUGUAAAUACUGUUUAUCCAAAUUAUGAAUCAACAGAUAAUCUAUAAUAAUAAAGUGACCAACUUAACAAAAUAA